Pyrenophora tritici-repentis Pt-1C-BFP is the source of this 1113-nucleotide messenger RNA. RefSeq names its product SOG2 domain containing protein. NCBI's taxonomy places the organism in Eukaryota, Fungi, Ascomycota, Dothideomycetes, Pleosporales, Pleosporaceae. The record is from RefSeq and is a predicted model, not a curated record.
AUGUCUCUUACCAAGCUGGGCGUUUUCGCAAACCUGGCGCUGGCCGCCAGCGCCAUGCUUAUCCCCUCGACCAUGACUGCGGAGGAUCUUGGCGAUGAUCAUGCUUUCGAAACACUUGCCAUCAACCCACCGCAGCGGUCCGUAGCGUUAGAGUGUCCUGGCUGUGCUUUUGCGACUCGAGAAGGAGACUCUCUCAAGUGGAAGGCUAACGCUGGCAAUGCAUUCCGCCUGGAUUUUGACGUCGGAGCUGAUCAACAUUCUAUUAAACUCGACAACUACCAACUUUUCCCGCCUUCGUUCCGCCUUCCUUUCCAGCCCUAUCACGUUACUCAAGUCGGCCCUGGCUCCGAAGAGGGUCUGCGCCUGAGUGUCACCGGCUAUGAGUUCCGCUUCGACGGUUCAGAGACCAUCUCGGAAGCGGGUACUGAGCUCCUCCCCAUGUUGUUCCAAAUCACAUCCGUUGAGGGCACACCUGUCAACCCUCCAGCGCUCCAGAUCAAUGUGCUAAAGGACUUGGACGGCCGUCUCAUGAUUGCAUCCUUCAACGAGGCUCAGAUUCAGCCUAGCCAGGCCACACCAACGGAAAAUAACAAGGAGUGCAAGGAGUGGCCGCUCUACUGCAAAUGGAAGAGCAUUAUGGAGGACCGCAUCCAGCAGCUCAAGCACAUGGGUAGGCCCAAGCCCGGCUGCCACAAGCGACCACACCAUCCCGCACCUCAUCCCGGCAAGCCCAUGGAGCACGAUUCCCCUGUUGGCAAGCCGCCGCACCGAUUCUCCCGCCCCGGUAAGCCUUACCACGGGGGUCAGAGCCAUCACGGUCAUGUCCACUUCUCCACGGCCGCUCACCGUGCCUUCUUCACCGUCUUCGUUCCCAUUCUCAUCGGUAUCUUCGCCGGUACUCUCACAUACCUCGUCGGCAUGGCUCUGGGAUGCCUCAUCGCUAUUACUGUUGCCAAGGUCCGCGGUCAAAGCUACCAGCCUGUCGCCCUUGACGAGGAGUAUGCUGAAGAUGUCGAGGCAGCAGAAGACAGCGACGAGAAGGAGCCGCUUCCAGUCUACGAGGCUCCCCCAGUCUACGAAGAGGCUGCUGUCAAGGACGAUGAGACAAAGUAG